CUACCUACAUACAUGUACAUGGUCACGGAACUAGCGCUAGACGUUCGACAACUCGACGUUUGAUGUUUCCCUGAGAUUGGGUGGUAACUCGUGCAGGUGGAAAUCGCAACAUAGAUAAACUUUCUGUGGGAUGAACCCGUAAAAGAACGACCAUGGGGAUCGGUGCGUCUGUGAGGGGACCUGCAAACCAGGCUGGUGGCGGCAGGAGGCCGUCUGUGUGGAGUAACAUCCGCACCAAACUCACCCUGCACACCGUCAGUAGAACCAUCCCGGAACGGUACGCCCAGGGUGUUUGGCAGCAGCCUCGGAGAGAGCGGGAACCUUGGAAGACUCUACUGGCCAACGCCGCAAACAACCUACAGGAGCAGCUGAAAGGGAAACAGGCCAACAACAAGACGUUCUUACAAGAGUUCCAGGCCUUGUUGGAGGGUAAAAUUCCUGCUGAACCACCGCCCAACAGUACGAAAGAGGUAUGGGUGUUCAUCAGUUCCACGUUCACGGACACCAAGGUCGAGAGAAACCUGCUGAUGGAGGACGCCUACCCCUUCCUGAGGGAGUACUGCCGCCGGAUUGGCUGUAACUUUAACGAGGUUGACCUGAGAUGGGGGGUGCGGGACGAGGCCACGGACGAGCACCAGACGGUGAAGAUCUGUCUGAAGGAGAUCCUGAGAUGCAGGGAAACGUCCAUUGGUCCGUUCUUUGUGGGCAUCCUGAGCCACAAGUACGGCUGGCGGCCAUUCCCGCCGGAAAUCCCGCAGCUGACGUUUGAAAAACUGAUGGAGCAGAUCCAACACACCAACGAGUUCGCCGCACAUCUGCUGAAGAAAUGGUUCCAACUGGAUAGAAACGCACUCGACCCAGUCUACAUCCUACAACCAAUCUCCACGCAUUACCCUGGGUACGUGAUCCUGGGUAGUAAGUCUGAUGACGGAAGGUCCUGGUCACAAGAAUACGGUGCCAUGCAGAUUGCCAUGCGCGGUGCGGCGAGGUUAGCCGGUCUGGAGGAAGACGACAUCGACAAGUAUCACAAUUCAGUAACUGAAGGUGAAAUUCUAAAAGCUCUCGAUCUUGGAGAAUCGGAUGGUCGUCUACAGGAAAGAUGUUUCUUCUUCAGUAGGACAAUUGAUGGAUUCAACGCGUCUGAUCAGAAUGCAAGGUACUACACAGACGUGUGUUCUGAGGGAAACGUCGACAACGAAUCGCAGCAGAAACUGACCACGCUCAGAGAACGUGUGAAGGAAAGGAUGGGAGACCGAGCCAUGUUAAGUUACCACAUGACAUGGGAGCCUGAGUCAGGACUGACCGCGCUCAAUAAUGUUCGGAACGUGCAGGAGUUUUGUGACGAGUUCUGCACGCAGCUGAUCUCAUCCAUUGUGAAAGGGGUUGUCAACGGACACUCCGCGGAUCACCCGCUAUAUGACGAGCUUGUGCAUCACGCAGAGAUGUGCCGACAGAGACUUCAGACGUUUGUGGGCAGGGAGGACUAUUUUAACAAGCUGAGCCUGUGUUACAACUGUCGUAAGCCUUUACCACCAGACUACCGGGGUCUUUCUGCCAGGUUCUUAGAACUUCUCUACAGGGCGACCGAAGAGAAACCUUUAGUAUUGUUCAUAGAUUCUCUGGACCAGUUGGAGGGAGGAGACGAGGGGGACGACUUGACAUGGCUGCCGACAGCACUGCCCCCUAACGUCCACCUGGUGCUCAGCACCCUAACUCGGGGAGAGACCCUCGGUAUCCUCAAGAGCAUGGGCUACGGAGAUGACAGCUUUCUACAGGUCUUACCACUGGAUUCUACUCAGUCAAAGCACAUGGUAACUUCGCGGCUGGCUCGACUUGGAAGAACCCUAGCGCCUGACCAGCUGGAUAAGUUACUGACGUCCCAUCAGAAGGGCCAGCUAACGCCGCUGUACGUCCGCAUCGCUAGUGACAUGGCGGCCAAGUGGAAGUCCUACACCCCGUUAGAACGGUGUGACCUGGCCUCAUCGACCACCACACUCAUCAAGCAGUUUUUCAGGCAGCUUGAAAAGACGCACGGAGAAAAACUGGUCAGCCACACGCUGUCCUACAUCACGGCGUCAAAAUCGGGGCUGUCCACCAAUGAGCUUCUGGAUGUCCUGUCAUGUGACGAGUCCGUUCUUGAUGACGUGUUCCAGUACCACAUGCCGCCGGUCAGGAGACUGCCCACGUUACUCUGGACGCGUUUGAGGAACGAUCUAGAUGACUAUCUCGUAGAGAACGGAGUAGAAGGAGCUGUGGUGUACAGAUGGUAUCACAGACUGUUUGCUGAGGUGGCACGAGAGAUGUACCUGUCCCACAUGGCGGACCACAUCCACAGAGACCUGGCGGACUACUUCAUGGGCAGAUGGGCGCAUGAGCCCAAACCGUUUCUGUCCAAGGACGAUAGACUACUGCACCUUAAGGGUCGCGGAGUGUAUCCUCAAGACCUGGUUCUGUCAGAUGGGAAGGCGGAUGGAAGUGAGACAAUAUAUAACCAGCGGAAGCUGACUGAACUACCGCAUCAUAUCAUCAAAGCGAAGAUGUGGACAACAGCAGAAACGGUAAUGUGCAGCAUCCCUUGGAUGGAGGCUAAGUGCAGGACAGGCCGUGUGUACGAGCUGACGUCAGAGUUGUCGCAGGCCGCCAAAGAAUGCCCGGGGGUUUCUGACUGCCAUCGCUUCAUCUUGGCAAACGCGCGGAUCUUGCACGAGAACCCGGAUGUCCUUUGUCAACAGGCUCUGAAUGAGCACAAGUCGUCCAGUGUUGUAUCUUCUGCAAGGAAUCACUUGAAGGGAACAAAAGCUGUACAUUGGAUAGACCGGACCAAGGACCAGUCCCCGCGGCCGGAGCUGCUGGUCCUGAAACAUCCUGGCGCCGCCAGGCUCUGUUUGUUCUCUCCGGAUAACGCCUACCUGACCGUGGCUUCUGACGGAGGGUCACUGAAUGUCUGGAAGGUCGCCACUGGAGCCCCUGUGUUCAGUGUGAAGGCCACGCCCCUCGCCAUGGCUUUCCACCGGCAGAACCUCUGGCUGGCUGUGUGUGAGGCGAAGAACAUCAAAAUAUUUGGUCUCGGGAUCGGAGGAAAUGCAGAAGGCACAGUAUUACAAAAUAUAAAGCUUGGGCUACAGUGUGACUACUGCACCGUCCUGUACGUUCCUCAGACGAACAGAGAGCUGAGACUGGUGACCUUCGGACAGUUCCUUAUCUUCAACGUGCAAACAGGGGAACAGUCCCAGAAAAAGAAUCUUCGUUGUCGACCAAAAGCUGUUGCAUUCUCUCCUACUGCCACAAGUCUAGCCGUUGUGGGCAACGAGGUCCUCCUCUGGGACUAUAACAUGGAUAAAGAUCUAAAGGUCCUUCACACAGACAAGAAGCUCGGUGACGCCAAGCAGGCUUACAUAGCUUUCUCUCGGGACGGCAGAAGAGUUCUUGCAGUUCUCGCUAUCGGGACCUACCUGUGGAAUGUUCCGGGGACAUCUUCUAAGCCGAUCAGAAAACUGCUGACCAACAGCCUGUCGGGGUGGGCAGCCUUCAGCCCCCAUCUGGACUUCCUGGCCACGCCUGAGCGGAACGAUCUUCGGGUUUUCUCUUUGAAGCCAACUGGUUCCGGUUGGUCCAAGCUGAAGGGUCACACCGAACCGAUAACCUGCUGCAGCUUCGGCAGUGCCGGACCUCAGGAGAGUCUGCCUAUCUGCAGCGGUGGGAAGGACAACACUGUCAGGGUCUGGGACUCCUCACUGCUAACAUCAGCACAGUCUCAGAACCACAGGGAUAUGGUGUGUCAUCAGACGUCCGUUACUUCCUGUGGUUUCUCCACGCUCAGUGACUCCAUGAUAUCGUGCUCUGCGGACACCACAUAUCUGUGGGACUUGUUCACUGGAGAACCCGAGCUGAAUUCAACAUUAAGCACCCCAAAGUUGUGCAAGGAGCACAAAGUUGCUUGCUUUUCCCUGGAUGGUGACUUUGCGUGCUGUUACUGCUACCUGGGUGUGGACGUGUGGUACCUCAGGGGGCAUCACCAGGUGCCAAACACACGUUUAGGGGUCCACAGGACGAUACCCUUCGUGAACCUGGAUCAUCUCUUCGUGACGUUUGGUGCGAGUGGUAUGAUGGCCUGCUUCACAACAGAGGCCAAACCUGGAGUGGUGGUGUUCUAUCCGAUCCUGUCCUCCGAUGAACUGGAGGACUGGAGAUCAGGCAAGAGUGAACCUGGUCCAGACACACAGACCUUCACUACAACUGAGUUUGAUCAUGGAGAAAACGUCAAGAUAACUGCUGCAGCUAUUUCUAGAAGAGGCGACACACUGGGGACUAUGCAAGUUGCUCUUGACUCGUUCAAAAGAUCCGAGAGAGCCAACAAGACUUUUGUUCCGUCCAGCCCCGUUGUUGUCCUGUGGAAUGUAAGGUCUCAAGAAAUCUCCCAAAGUAUCGAGCUUCCCAGUGGACUGACUGCACACCACAACAUACUGUUCUCGGGCUCCAAGGCCGUGGUCUACAUGUUGGAGAAAAGACAGCCCAAAACGUCAACCCCUUCAAAGAACGAGACGUUUGCGGUGAUACGAAUGCAGGGAAAUCAGCCAUCGGAACUAGAGCUACAGUAUAGGGAUACUGGUUAUUACACCACUAUGUUAGAAGUUAUGGACAUGACUGGGGUGUUGAAGGGCGGCCACCGGUUGGCGGGCUGGCAUCUCGUAGGGCUGGAUAGACAUGGCGUGUUCCACAGCCUGGAACUUGGUGGAGAGAAGAUGGCGUUCGCCAUGACGUCAACACACGUGACUUCGUUUGGCCUAUCGGGGGACAGGAAGUCGGCGGUGAUGGGAUGUGACAAUGGGCAGGUACACUUGUUAAAGAAACAGGUGUUCUGAGCAAGGACCUUUUCGCUGCAUCACAGAAAAGGCUUAAAAUUGGACUGAAAAGGACCUGCAAAACCAGAUAUUAACACAUGUUGUGCAAUAACUGAAAUAAUGUCUGUCGGAUCAUUCUUCACUGUACAUAAUGCAAUGGCGUUCUUAUGUCGAAUUCUUGUCUCGGAAUCAUGUGUACUGGCAAAAUGAAAUGACAUAAAAUAAGAGGAAUGUCGGUGUUAAGGAAGAAUUCUCAAUGGAAAAAAAACUUCUCAAAUUCAGAUAACUGCAUUUUAAAUGUGGACAUUAAGAUUUAUACAUAUAUAUAAGUAAGUUAUAUAUGUAAGAUUUAGAUAUAUGACUGAGGGGUUUAGGGAUUUUUAGUAAGUUAACUAUAUUAUAACAGCCAUAGCAGUGCCCUUCAGGACGAGGAGGUGCCCAAAUACUACACCAUAUAGCAGUGUGU
This is a messenger RNA of Branchiostoma belcheri (Belcher's lancelet), 5307 nucleotides long. RefSeq lists its product as uncharacterized. The coding region runs from base 153 to 4862 and encodes 1569 amino acids. Gene Ontology annotation, molecular function: protein binding. Lineage: Eukaryota; Metazoa; Chordata; Leptocardii; Amphioxiformes; Branchiostomatidae. The record is from RefSeq and is a predicted model, not a curated record. The transcript is spliced from 31 exons.